Molecule: messenger RNA, 3460 nt
Organism: Oryzias melastigma (Indian medaka)
Lineage: Eukaryota; Metazoa; Chordata; Actinopteri; Beloniformes; Adrianichthyidae
Gene: sel1l
Product: SEL1L adaptor subunit of ERAD E3 ubiquitin ligase
Exons: 21
Coding region: 411-2846 (811 amino acids)
Biological process (GO): ERAD pathway
Cellular component (GO): endoplasmic reticulum membrane
Molecular function (GO): protein binding
Source: RefSeq, a predicted model, not a curated record
GAGAUUUUUGAUGACUGCUGAUUGGUUCGUUGUCAGGGCUGGCGCGCUCUGAUUGGUGCACUGGUCAGGAAGGGAAGCGUCGCUUCCUAGUGAGGGGUUAACAUGGGCAGCUAGGUGAAGUCAUGUCAGAAUAACAACAGUCUGGACUCUCAGCGGUUCUUCGCUGGAUUCGCGGGUUUGGCGCCGUCACGGCUGUUCGGGACGUGGUUUCCGGGACUCAGGCGGAUGUUAGUGGUUGUUUUAGCGGUUUUGUCAACGCCUUCCCCGAGCUUUGCGUCAUGUCGGAGGGAUCACCAUGCUAGCUUAGCACGGGGAUUUCUGUCAGGAGCUCGGAGCAUUUGAAUGAUCACAGUCGGGCCCCGGAGCUGCGGGAGCGGGCUGCUUUCCUCUGCUGCCCCGGGAGGGGCUGCAUGUGUGGCGGGAACAGCAGCAGCCAGCUGACGGUCCGACUGUCGACAACCAUGGGGCUGUGGAGAGCGCUGACCUCCCGGAGGCUUCGUGCUCUCGCGCUGCUCCUCGUCGUCUCGGUCCAGGUGGUGUGUGCUGAUGAAGAGCAGUACCAGAGGGAGGAAGAGGAGCUGAAGUCCUACCACGAUCCAGACUCAGAGGAGGAGGACGUCCUUGCCACGGCAGGCUCCUCCCCUUCUCACCCUGAAGAGAACAAGCAGUCAUCUGUGGAGGGGGUGGAGGAGGAGAGCCUCCCUGACCCCCCUGCUCCUGUUCAGGAAAAAGUCAAAGAGGUUCCUGUGGUGAACGGGGGGACCGCCCACGGGGAGCCCUGCAUCUUCCCCUUCUUCUUCCAGGGGAGAGAGUACUCUGACUGCACCACUGACGGACGGCGGGACGGCCGCCUGUGGUGCGCCACAACCUAUGACUACGACAACGAUAAGAAGUGGGGUUUCUGUGAAACUGAGGAGCAGGUCCAGCAGAGGGUGCAGGCGGAGGAGGCGGAGGAGCAGUACCAGACCGUCCUGCGCAUGCUGAACGGAACCAGCAGGAAGGCUCAGAAGAGGGAACUUUAUGAGAAGCUGCUGAAGAUCACAGAGAAAGGUCACCAGAAGGCCACGGAGAAGAUUGCGUACGCCAUGCUGUUUGGAGACUACAUCAACCAAAAUGUCACCAAAGCCAAAGAGCUGUUUGAGAAACUUGCCAUUGACGGCUCUCCCAAAGCUCAGAUGGCUCUUGGGUUUCUGUACGCAGCAGGACUCGGGGUGAACUCCAGUCAAGCUAAGGCUCUGGUUUACUACACCUUUGGUGCGCUGGGGGGAAACCUGUUGGCCCAUAUGAUUCUGGGGUACCGGUACUGGGCCGGCGUGGGCGUUCCCCAAAGCUGCGAGUCGGCACUAACGCAUUACAGGCUGGUGGCAAACCAAGUGGCCAACGAUGUGUCGCUGACGGGGGGGUCAGCAGUGCAGAGGAUCCGACUGCUGGAUGAGGUGGAGAACCCGGGCUCAACCAGUGGGAUGCUGGAGGAGGAUCUCAUCCAGUACUAUCAGUUUCUGGCUGAGAAAGGAGACGUGCAGGCCCAGGUGGGUCUGGGUCAGCUUCACCUGCAUGGAGGCCGUGGGGUGGAGCAGAAUCACCAGAGGGCGUUUGACUACUUCACCCAGGCUGCCAAUGCAGGAAACACACAUGCUAUGGCUUUCCUGGGCAAGAUGUAUUCAGAGGGCAGCACCUUCCUCCCUCAGAACAACGAGACGGCCCUGCAGUACUUCAAGAAGGCGUCUGAUUUGGGUAACCCGGUGGGACAGAGCGGUCUGGGCAUGGCCUACCUGUAUGGAAGGGGAGUCCCAGUGAACUAUGAGCUGGCUCUGAAAUACUUCCAGAAGGCGGCGGAGCAGGGCUGGGUGGACGGGCAGCUGCAGCUGGGCACCAUGUACUACAAUGGCAUCGGCGUGAAGCGGGAUUACAAGCAGGCCCUUAAGUUCUUCAACCUGGCCUCUCAGGCCGGUCACAUCCUGGCUUUCUUUAACUUGGCACAGAUGCAUGCCACUGGGACUGGGGUGAUGCGCUCGUGCCACACUGCAGUGGAGCUUUUUAAGAACGUGUGUGAACGUGGCCGCUGGUCGGAGCGCCUGAUGACGGCCUACAGCAGCUUCAGGGACGGGGAUGCGGAGUCUGCACUGGUGCAGUACCUGCUGCUGGCCGAGCAGGGUUACGAGGUGGCGCAGAGCAACGUGGCCUUCAUUCUGGAGCAAAAAGGAGCAAACAUGUUCAGUGAGAAUGAGACGUACCCUCGAGCUUUGCUCCACUGGACCAGAGCUGCUGCUCAAGGGUACACUGUGGCGAGGAUCAAGCUGGGGGACUACCACUUCUACGGCUUCGGGACAGAUGUGGACUAUGAGACUGCAGUCAUUCACUACAGACUGGCGUCAGAGCAGCAGAACGGCGCUCAGGCCAUGUUUAACCUGGGCUACAUGCAUGAGAAGGGCCUGGGGAUCAAACGGGACAUCCACUUAGCCAAGCGUUUCUACGACAUGGCCGCUGAAGCCAGUCCUGAGGCUCAGGUCCCGGUCUUCCUGGCUCUGUGCAAACUGGGUCUUGUGUAUACCCUUCAGUACCUGCAGGACCUCAACGUGAAGGAGGUCAUCACUCAGGUGGACCUGGACCAGCUUCUAGGCCCAGAGUGGGACCUCUACCUGAUGACCGUCAUCGCUCUACUGCUGGGUACCGUCAUCGCCUACCGCCAGCGGCAGCACCAGAUCAUACUGCUGCCCCGCCCCCCGGCACCCCCAGCUGCCCCUGCAGCAGUGCAGGAGCAACAGCCAGCGCAGCCUGUGGAUGCGGCUCAGGAGGAAACGCCAGCCCAAGGCCCGGUUCAGGAGGAGGAGGAGGAGGAGCACUGAGAGCUGGAGAGCUGCUCCUCACCCAAAAACUGCUCUGCCCCCCUGCCAGGAUCAGACUGUUCUAAAGACGCCAGACUGCCUGCAGGCUGUGCAGAGGAGGGCUGUGACAGCCUUGUCACCAUGGAAACCGCCGUGGCAGAUACAGAGCAUGAUAGGCUGGAUGGAAGGAGAGUGGAGUUGACCUGCUUCCAUCCUGACGCUCAGCACGUCUCCUCCAUCGCUUCAGACUUUUAGUUCAAGUUUCUUUCUGAGUCAGAUGCUUCUUCCCUGUUUUUGGUUCCCCUUGUUCAGUUGCUUUCAGGGCUGGGAUCUGCUGAAGCCCCGCCCCCGUCCACAGUGGAGUCUGAUCCUGCUUAAAUGUAACUGGAGGAAAUGUGAGUGAGGACUCUGACGGACAUCUGUCGGGCGCUGGGGCGUUCAGACCGAGCCAGAGGGACGCUUCAGUCAGAGCUGCUGUGGAUCGUUAGUUCUCCUCCAUCCAUUUGUUUUUAGUUUGUUGCUGUAGACGUGCUGGAUGUGUGCAUGAGGCAGAGGUCUGGACUCUGCUGCGGCGCUGCUCUGGUUGCAUUUUUACCAUCAGUUACGGGUUUCUAAUAAACGAGUGAAUGAAAUGA